Messenger RNA from Jaminaea rosea, 1125 nucleotides. RefSeq names its product cyclin-like protein. Gene Ontology annotation, cellular component: nucleus. The transcript has 2 exons. The record is from RefSeq and is a predicted model, not a curated record. Gene Ontology annotation, molecular function: cyclin-dependent protein serine/threonine kinase regulator activity. Bases 84 to 824 code for a protein of 246 amino acids. NCBI's taxonomy places the organism in Eukaryota, Fungi, Basidiomycota, Exobasidiomycetes, Microstromatales. Gene Ontology annotation, biological process: regulation of transcription by RNA polymerase II.
CUUCCUUUUCGUUGGCCAUCUCUCCACUCGUCUACUGCGACGUCUGCCUGCUGAUCAAUGGAUCCUCGCUGCUGCCCCUCGAAAUGACAGCACCAGCUUCAGGAGGUGCACUCGCAGGUCCCUCACGGCAGCCAAUGCAGUCGCUGCCGCUGCAGGCCAUGGCGAUGCUCAAUCCACUCGCUUCCCCCUCCCAAUGGGCACACACGCCUUCGAGAGCCGACGGCAUCCCGCAGGACCUAGAGGAUGACUUACGAGCGUGGGGAGCUACUGUGAUCCAGCGACUGGGAACACAUCUAGAGCUUCCACAGCGCGUGACGGCUACUGCGCAGGUCAUAUUCCAGCGCUUCUGGUUCGUCACCUCUAUGCGCCAGUUCUCGGUCGCAGACGUCAAUGCAGCUUGUCUCUACCUGGCGACCAAAAUCGAGGAGCAUCCCGUGCCGGUCCGUAAGCUCAUCAAUGUUUUCGACUAUACCCUGCAGCAUGAUCGAUGGAGGAUGCAAAGUUCUGACGAGUUACCGUGGAGAACAAGGGGAAAGUCGGGGAGGAGCAAGGAUACGAGCAACGGGCAGCAAGAUACUACGUCGACGCCGACAAGGCAGCAUGACGCCAACUUCCAUUGGCAGCCACACUCGUAUCAAUCCUCCGUCUUCCACGACUACAAGGACUCCCUCGUCGUGCAUGAGAUGCAAAUUCUCAAGCGGCUUGGCUUCCAGCUGGAGGCGCAGCUGCCUUAUUCAACGCUCGUCAACUACCUGCAAAUCCUUGGGCUGGGCAAAGACAAGGAAGUGGUAGAGCGAUGCUGGGCUAUCGUGACGGACAUGUAAGCAGGCGAGCGAUAUGGUCGCACCAUGCUCAUAUCUUACUCACCCUCUUUCUGCCCGGCACUCCAGGCUGCAGACGCCACUCCCAGCUCUUCUGCCUCCUCACGUCUUGGCUGUUAGCUCCAUUUAUUACGUGUCCCUAGUACCCUCGCCACACCACAAGCCGCUCCUCCUGCCGCGCCAGCCGCAACCGUGGUGGCUCCUCUUCGACGUGACGCUCGACGAGGUCCGCACCGCCUGCGCGUGGCUUUGCCGCCUUUACGACGAUCGACACGGAGGCAUAUCGUCACGAGUGAGGGCAGAA